AUGCCACCACCACCACCACCACCAUCACAACCCCAAACACCGCACGACCUCCGCCUAGCCUGCCGGAACGGCACCCACACGACAACAACCAGCCUGAGCUCUCCAACCGUUCAAUGCAACCUCCUGGUCCUCCCAUCCCGCUACGCCCCCUCCUUCACGCAACUCUGCGCGCGGAACCCGGUCUCCUGCCCGCUACUGUACUCCACGUUCCCGGGCAGCAAGACCGCGCCGCCGCUGGCGGUGGGGGCGAACCUGGCGACCGACCUCCCGAGGUACAACGUGUACCGGGACGGGAAACUGGUGGCGGAGCGCGCGGAGGUGGAGGAGGAGUGGACGGCGGACCACGUCGGCUUCCUGAUCGGCUGCUCUUACUCCUUCGAGUGGGCGCUGAGUGCUGCGGGCUUCCCGCCGAAGCAUACGCUGUGCGUGCCGGUCAAGUGCGUGCCAAUGUUCCGCACGGCGGUCCCCCUGGCGCCGGCGGGGGAGUUUACGGGUGGGUGUUUGGUCGUCUCCAUGAGGGCGUAUAGGGAGCGGGACGUGGCGGAGGUUAGGCGCAUCACGCGCGCGUUCAGGAGGCAGCAUGGGGAACCCGUGGCCUGGGGCUGGGCUGGAGCUAGGAUGCUGGGGAUUGAGGAGAAGGUUAGGAAGGGGUUGGUGGACUUUGGGGAGUGGGUUGGGAUUGAUGGGGAGGUUGGGGAGGUUCCGGUUUUCUGGGGGUGUGGAGUUACUCCGCAGGUGGCGGUCAUGGAGAGUGGAAUUCAAGGUGUGGUUAUCAGCCAUGUUCCCGGGUGCAUGUUUGUUACGGAUGUCCCAGUUGAGGAGGAAGAGGGUCCUAAUCCUAAACUGUGA
This is a messenger RNA of Tuber melanosporum (Perigord truffle), 849 nucleotides long. RefSeq lists its product as uncharacterized. The transcript has a single exon. The record is from RefSeq and is a predicted model, not a curated record. Gene Ontology annotation, molecular function: D-glutamate cyclase activity. Bases 1 to 849 code for a protein of 282 amino acids. NCBI's taxonomy places the organism in Eukaryota, Fungi, Ascomycota, Pezizomycetes, Pezizales, Tuberaceae. Gene Ontology annotation, biological process: glutamate metabolic process.